Messenger RNA from Mercurialis annua (annual mercury), 3144 nucleotides. RefSeq lists its product as uncharacterized. Gene Ontology annotation, molecular function: RNA-DNA hybrid ribonuclease activity; nucleic acid binding. The record is from RefSeq and is a predicted model, not a curated record. Bases 1 to 3144 code for a protein of 1047 amino acids. Lineage: Eukaryota; Viridiplantae; Streptophyta; Magnoliopsida; Malpighiales; Euphorbiaceae. The transcript is spliced from 2 exons.
AUGGUAGAUAUCAAAAGAGAGCUGGAGAACUUACAUAAGAGAGGUUUCGAAGAUCAUGCUGCAAAGAUCAGAGAGCUCGAAGAUAAGCUAUCGGUUGAGGUACAGCGGGAGGAGCAGUUCUGGGCUCAAAAGGCCAGAACAAAUUGGCUGAAAUGGGGCGAUAAAAACACGUCUUAUUUUCACGCUAAAGUCAUUCAACGGAGGAGGAAAAAUAACAUUAUGCAGCUAAAUGAUGGAGAUGGAAAUAGCUGCAAGGAUCAGAGUGGAAUUAUUGCCAUUGCCUUGGAUUAUUUUAAAAACAUUUACAAAACUUGUAGACCGAAUCAUGAAGAUAUUGCAAGGGCAACGGCUGGAAUUACUCCAAAAGUCACGCAGGUUAUGAACAGGCAAUUGAUCCGUCCUUUUUCAGAGGAUGAAAUCCGCAAGGCAGCUUUCGCAAUUGAUCCGGAUAAGGCUCCGGGACUCGAUGGUAUGACCGGCUUAUUUUUCCAAGCGAAUUGGGAGGUAGUAAAAAGCGAUGUUUGUGCAGGUAUCAAGUCCUUUUUUGAAGGAAACAGGCUGCCUCAAGGAAUUAACCACACUUCCAUUACCCUAAUUCCUAAAGUUCAAACUCUGGUUUCUAUGGCGGAUCUCAGACCGAUUAGCCUUUGCCCGGUUUACUACAAGAUUCUAUCUCGGCUGCUCACUAACAGACUUCAAAAGAUCAUUCCCAAUAUCAUUAGCGAAAACCAAAGUGCCUUCACUAAAGGUAGAAAUAUAUCGGACAACAUCAUUUUGGCUCAUGAACUUACACACCACCUUAAGACUCGUAGGGGAAAUCAAAGUUACGAACUCGCCUUGAAACUCGACAUGAGUAAGGCUUACGAGAGGAUAGAGUGGAUCUUUGUUAAACGAGUUCUCCGAAAGAUGGGUUUUCACUUUGUUUGGAUUAAAUGGAUCAUGGAGUGUAUUUCUUCAGUUACGUACUCUCUUAAUUUUAAUGGGGAUGUGCACGGUUUUAUCUCUCCUUCUAGAGGCCUUCGGCAAGGAGACCCACUGUCACCUCUUAUUUUUAUUAUGUGUGCGGAAUGUUUCUCUGCACUGCUUUUGCAAGCAGAGAGGAAUCAGUUGAUAUCCGGUGUCUGUAUAGCACCUCAGAGUCCCUCUAUUUCUCAUCUCUUAUUUGCGGAUGACUCGCUUUUGUUUGUGCAGGCAUCUCAUUUUCAAGCUUCAAAUGUGAAACGCAUACUGCAAGUUUACUGCCAAGCUUCUGGGCAGCUUAUUAAUUUCACCAAAUCUUCAAUUUUCUUUAGUAGAAAUACUCCGAUGAGAUUAAGAGACGUGGUGAUGAAUAUUCUUGAGGUUUCUCAUGUUGGCGGUUGCGGGAUGGAAAGAGAUCCUCCUAUCGAUGGGGGGAGAGAGGUGCUUAUCAAAAGUAUUGCAAUGGCAAUCCCGGUUUUUGCGAUGUCUUGUUUCCUUCUACCGAAAAGCUUGGGAAAGGAGAUUAACAAAAUUUUAUCAAAUUUUUGGUGGGGGCAGAAAUCAAAUGAGAGAAAACUUCAUUGGGUUUCAUGGAAUAAAAUGUGUCAAGCUAAAGGCGUGGGAGGCAUCGGUUUUAGAGAUUUGGAAGCUUUCAACCUUGCUCUCCUAGCCAAACAAGGUUGGAAACUGUUAACGCAACCGGACUCUUUAAUCUCUAAAGUUUUCAAAGGCAAAUACUAUCCGACAGGAUCCUUUAUUCAGGCAGGUAAUCACUGGAAUGGGUCUUGGGCAUGGAAAAGCUUUCUGAAAGGCCGAGAAGUCUUGGUUAAAGGGAUUCGAUGGCAAGUGGGAAAUGGCAAUGAGAUUGAUGUUCGUCACGACCCGUGGCUGCCCACGCAUUUUCCUUUUAAGGUUAAUUACAUUGCCAACAUACCUCAAUAUUUGGCACGAGUUUCAGAUUUUAUUGUACCAAUACUUUUUUGUUGGAACAGAACUUUGGUUCAGUCUUCUUUUCUUAGUCAUGACGCUGAUGCUAUUCUUGCUCUCCCUGUCUCGGCUACGGGAACAAAUGAUAAACUAGUUUGGAAUGAGACUAAGACGGGUAAGUUCACUGUUGGCUCGGCAUAUCAUCUCGCUCAUUCUAUGUUUUCUAUCCAGACAGCCGCAGGAAACCCCUUUGAUCCAGGUCCUAUGAAUUCAGUGAUUUGGAAGCAACUAUGGAAAUUAAGCAUUCCUCAACAAGUUAAAAUCUUCAUUUGGAAGGCUUUAAACAAUGGUUUAGCAUCAAAUGGAAAUAUUCAUAGGAGAAUCGAGGAGAGAUGCGAGUUAUGUCCGCGUUGUCCGAAUACUGAGACCAUAAGUCAUAUUCUCCUCCAGUGUCCUUUUGCGGAAACGGUGUGGAUGGGGUCGAGCUGCCAUUUGAGGGAGGCUGCGUUGAUAGCGGGAAACUUCAAAGAAUUUUGGGCCUCGAUGAAUAAUUCAGCAGAUAAGGUGGAAAGGUGGACAUCUAUUGCUUGGAUUAGCUGGGCCAUUUGGUUAGCCAGAAACGCUGCAAUUUUUAGAGAAGAUGAUACGGAUCCAUUGAUGGUAUUAGGGAGGGCUUCAGACUUACAAGGAGAAUAUAUGGCGGCAAAUGCAAGUAAUAGGGUCCGACCUGCUGUUACAAGGCCAGAAAUUAUCCAAAAUCUCCAUUGGCAACCUCCUAGUUAUAAUGGGAUUAAAAUCAACUUUGAUGGGGCUGUACAUGUUCAGUCUAAAAUAUGUGCAGGUGCUUGUGUUGCCAGGGAUACUAGGGGGAGUGUGCUUGCUUCUUUUGCUCGUCAGUUCCGCUCUGUGACUUCGCCGGCUCUAUGUGAGGCCUUCGCCCUUAGGGAAGCUCUGCUACUUGCCAUACGCAUGAGACUGAAGUUUGUUCACUUCGAAGGCGAUGCCAAGAGUAUUAUCGAAGCAAUGACGGAGAACAAACCGACUGAUGUAGCUUGUGAAGUUGUUAUUCAAGACUGCAGGAAGCUUAGCAAACCUUUUCCGUUUUUUACUUUUGGUUUUGUUAAUAGAUCGAUUAAUUGGGUGGCACAUUCCGUUGCUAAGAAAGCCCUUCAUGAUAGUAGUUUUUGUUGUAAUUCUCUAGCCCAAGUUUUGUGGUUAGAGGCGAGACUCGAGGAGUCGGUUAAUAGUAAUCAAUGA